This is a messenger RNA of Adineta ricciae, 11793 nucleotides long. Lineage: Eukaryota; Metazoa; Rotifera; Eurotatoria; Adinetida; Adinetidae. The record is from the annotation of a GenBank genome assembly.
AUGCCUUUUCUUUAUCGUCUCUCAUCUCAACAUUCUUUAUCAAUUAAAAAACUUCGUCAUGCUCUCCAACUGGUGGUAACAAAACAUACAUCACUUCGUACAUCACUCAUUUUCGAUACAGAAAAGAGUCUACUCAUGCAACGAAUCAUUGACUACAGUGGUAGUGACAAUCAACUAUUUGCAUUUAUCGAAAACACUAUUAAUACAGAUGAACAGCUUAAUGAUAUCAUACAAGAAGAAGAACGUAAUCCUCAAUUCUUUGAUCUUACUUACGGACUUGUUUUUCGAUGUCAUAUUAUUCACUAUGAACAAAUCUCUUUAAAUGAUCGUCUUUCUGAGAAAGAUGUAUUAGUUUUCAAUUUUCAUCACGCUCUAUUUGAUUUUCAAUCGAUGAACAUCUUUCUUCAUGAUCUUAAUCAAGCUUAUACUACAGGUCAAUUAUCCAAUGACGACAACAAUACAUUACGAUAUCUUGAUUAUUCUGUCAUUGAGCAACAAAUGCCAAUGACUGAUGCAAGUAUGUUUUGGCUUGAUACUCUUCAUGAUUGUAAUCUCAAUCAGUUUUUAUCAUUACCAUUUGAUCGAUAUCGUCUUUCGAAUGAAUAUCGAACUGAUCGAAGAAUAACUUUCUCUUUUAAUUUUGAUCUCGAUCUUUCAUAUCAAUUGGUUACUUAUUCAUCAUCAAAUAACAUGUCACUUCAACAUAUGAUACUCGCAACUUACUAUGCCUUCUUAUUCAAAUUAACGAAUGGAGAAAGAGAUUUAUGUAUUGGAAUGAACAUCAAUAAUCGAUACAAAGCUGAACUCAAAUCAAUGAUUGGAUUAUUUGAGAAUAUCAUUCCAUUAAGAUGUCAAUUAGAUCCUUAUUGGUCCUUCAAUCAACUAAUUGAACAUAUUUAUGACAUUGAAAUAAAUGCUUUGAAAUAUUCUUAUUAUCCACUUGAACGUAUUCUUGAUCAACAUCCGAAUGUUGAAAAUCCUGCGUUUUUCAACAUUUUCUUCGGUUUUCAAUUAAAUGAAAAUGAUAAUAAUAAGAAUGAAGUGAUGAUCGGUGAUGCUCGACUUCAUCUAAUCUCUAAUUCUCUCAAUAGAAAUAGAGUUGAAAUGAUGAAUAAAAUGGAUUUCUCAGUUCUAGUAGAAUAUGAUUUGAAUAUAAAUCAAUUCUCAUGCACAAUCAAUGCAUCACUCGACUUGUUCAAUAUUGAAACAGUUGAUAAAAUUGGACAACGAUUUCAUUUUAUGUUAAAUCAACUAUUUCAUGUGAAAGAUAAUCAACUGGAGAAGUCGGUUUAUGAAUUAUCGUUAAUAUUAUCGGAUGAAAGAAUAGUGUUGGAAUCUAUAAAUAAUACAAAGAUUAUAUUUCCUUCUGUCUCCUGUAUUCAUCAUGAAUUCGUUUGUCAAGUUAUGAAAUAUCCACAAAAACUAGCUGUUGAACUUGAUGAUCAAUCUUUGACGUAUUCUGAACUCCUGUAUUAUAUUCAAGUGUUGUCUUUAGACAUCUUGCAUAAAUAUUAUAUUGUUCCAGGUGAAAUUAUUUGUCAAUGUGUUGACAGAAGUUUAUUGACGGUGAUUGGUAUUAUGGCAAUUGAAAUGGUUGGUGGUGUUUAUUGCUCAUUAUCAGCUCGAGAUCCAGAACGUCGUUUACAUACACUGAUAGAAGAAAUCCAAAGUCGUCUUGUUCUUGUUCAUCAUUUGACAAAAACUAUGUUUAAUGCUGAUACUAUAUCACUUGAUAUUGAUUCAGUGUUGAUUAACAAUGUAGUGAAUGGUAAUAUUGAUAUCGACAGACUAUCGAACACCGGAAUAAUCGUUAGAACUAUUGCUUAUGUCACCUUCACAAGUGGCUCAACUGGAAAACCCAAAGUGGUUCCAGUACAUCUUGAAGGUUUUAUAAACUACUUCUAUUCAUUAAUUAACAUAGAUGCUUUAAAUAAAAAUGACAUUGUGUUGCAGCUUGCUGCUUCCACAUUUGAUAUACAUAUACUAGAAAUUCUUGCAUCUCUUUUUUCCGGAGCCACUGUAAUAAUGCUGCAUCCGGAUGGUAACAUGGACUUUGCAUAUCUCGAUUAUGUGCUACGCAGUAAAGAAGUUACACAUUUGAUGGCUGUCCCUACGUUCCUCAAGUAUUUAUGUGAUUUCAUCCUGGAGAAAAAUCUUAGCCCGUUGAAGUCAAUACGAAAUGUUUCCUACGGGGGUGAACCUGUUUCAGCCACAUCGGUCAUUUUAUUAAAGCACCAUGUUAUUGAAUCUUGUCGCAUUUGGAAUCUCUGUGGUCCGUCUGAAGCGUCAUAUGGAAUCACAUAUCAUCUAGUUGAGAAAAAUUUCGGUACGAAUAAUAUUCCUAUUGGCAUGCCAUUUCCUAAUUGCAUAUGUUUAAUCAUGGAUGAAUUCUUACAAUCUGUUGCCAUCGGUCAAGAAGGUGAAUUACUUAUCGGUGGUGUAGAUUCCAUCAUCGAACAACAAAUGCCAAUGACUGAUGCAAGUAUGUUUUGGCUUGAUACUCUUCAUGGUUGUAAUCUCAACCAGUCUUUAUCAUUACCAUUUGAUCGAUAUCGUCUUUCGAAUGAAUAUCGAGCUGAUCGAAGAAUAACUGUCUCUUUUAAUUUUGAUCUCGAUCUUUCAUAUCACCUGGUUACUUAUUCAUCAUUGAAUAACAUGUCACUUCAACAUAUUAUACUCGCAACUUAUUAUGCCUUCUUAUACAAAUUAACGAAUGGAGAAAGUGAUUUAUGCAUUGGAAUGAACAUCAAUAAUCGAUACAAACCUGAAAUCAAAUCAAUCAUUGGAUUUUUUGAGAAUAUCAUUCCAUUAAGAUGUCAAUUAGAUUCUUAUUGGUCCUUCUAUCAACUAAUUGAACAUAUUUGUGACAUUGAAAUAAAUGCUUUGAAAUAUUCUUAUUAUCCACUUGAACGUAUUCUUGAUCAACAUCCGAAUGUUAAAAAUCCUGCAUUUCUCGACAUUUUCUUCGGCUUUCAAUUAAAUGAAAAUGAUUAUAGCAAGAACGAAGUAAUGAUUGGUGAUGCUCGACUUCAUCUAAUCUCUAUUUCUCUCAAUAGAAAUAAAGUUGAAAUGAUGAAUAAAUUAGAUUUCUCCGUUCUAGUAGAAUAUAAUGUGAAUAUGAAUCAAUUCUCGUGCACAAUCAAUGCAUCACGUGACUUGUUCAACAUUGACACAGUUGAUAAGAUUGGACAACGAUUUCAUUUUAUGUUAGAACAACUAUUUCAUGUGAAAGAUAAUCAGCUGAAGAAGUCGGUUUAUGAAUUAUCGUUAAUAUUAUCGGACGAAAGAAUAGUGUUGGAAUCUAUGAAUAACACAAAGAUUAUAUUUCCUUCUGUCUCUUGUAUUCAUCAUGAAUUCGUCUGUCAAGUUAUGAAAUAUCCACAAAAACUAGCUGUUGAACUUGAUGAUCAAUCUUUGACAUAUUCUGAACUACUAUAUUAUGCUCAAGUGUUGUCUUUAGACAUCUUGCAUAAAUAUGAUGUUGUUCCAGGUGAAAUUAUUUGUCAAUGUGUUGACAGAAGUUUAGUGACGGUGAUUGGUAUUAUGGCAAUUGAAAUGGUUGGUGGUGUUUAUUGUUCAUUGCCAGCUCGAGAUCCGGAACGUCGUUUACAUGUACUUAUAGAAGAAAUCCAAAGUCGUCUUGUUCUUGUUCAUCAUUUGACAAAAGCUAUAUUUAAUGCUGAUACUAUAUCACUUGAUAUUGAUUCAGUGUUGAUUAACAAUGAAGUGAAGGGUAGUAUUGAUAUCGACAGACUAUCGAACACCGGAAUAAUCGCUAGAACUAUUGCUUAUGUUACCUUCACAAGUGGCUCAACUGGAAAGCCCAAAUUGGUUCCAGUACACCUUGAAGGUUUUAUAAACUACAUCCAUUCAUUAAUCAACAUAGAUGCUUUAAAUAAAAAUGACAUUGUGUUGCAACUUGCUGCUUCCACGUUUGAUAUACAUAUACUAGAAAUUCUAGCAUCUCUUUUUUGCGGAGCCACUGUAAUUAUGUUGCAUCCGGAUGGUAACAUGGACUUUGCAUAUCUCGAUUAUGUGCUACACAGUAAAGAAGUUACACAUUUGGAGGCUGUGCCUACAUUCCUCAAGUAUUUUUGUGAUUUCAUCCAGGAGAACAAUUUUAAUCCGUUGAUGUCAACAAUACGAAAUGUAUGCUACGGGGGUGAACCUGUUUCAGCCACAUCGGUCACUUUAUUGAAGAACCAUGUUAUUGAAUCUUGUCGCAUUUGGAAUCUCUGUGGUCCGUCUGAAGCGUCAUAUGGAAUCACAUAUCAUCUAGUUGAGAAAAAUUUCGGUAUGAAUAAUAUUCCUAUUGGCACGCCAUUUCCUAAUUGCAUAUGUUUAAUCAUGGAUGAAUUCUUACAAUCUGUUGCCAUCGGUCAAGAAGGUGAAUUACUUAUCGGUGGUGUAGGUAAAUUUUGUGGAUAUCUCGGUCGUGAUGAUUUGACAAUGAAAGUACUUACCAAUAUCAAUGGCGAAAGAUUUUAUCGAACAGGUGACCUUGUUAAAGUUGAUAAAAACGGCUGUAUGCAUUAUAUCUGUCGAAAAGAUUUUCAAAUUAAAUUGCAUGGGCAACGAAUUGAAUUAGAAGAAAUUGAACGAUGUCUGCUUGAUACAUCGAUUUAUGGUUGUGUUGUGACCAAAUCGGGUGAUGAUCAUUUGAUCGCUUAUAUUGAAAAAAGUACUGAUAUUAAUGAAUAUCAACUACGUGAACAUUGCCAAUUAAAUCUACCAUCACAUAUGAUUCCAUCAUUUUUUAUCAUACUUGACAAAUUCCCUUUGAAUGCAAAUGGAAAGGUCGAUCGAAAACGUCUUCCAUCACCUGGCUCUUCUCAUCUACCAUCAACACUUCUCUCAGAUCCUGAUCAAAUAUUACAACCAACAAAUAAAAUUCAAGCCAUCAUUCAUCAACUUUGGUGUGAUUUAUUAGAACAACAACAAAUCUCAAUUGAUACAAAUAUCUUUACUAUUGGUGGACAUUCUCUUAUACUCAUGCAGCUUUUAUAUCGAUACAAAAGUCGAUUUCAUUUAGAAACAAAUAGUCUUUCAAUUCGUGAACUUUUUCAGUCUCCAACAAUUCUUAACCAUGCUCAACUUAUUCAUCAAACUACGAAUAAUACUACUCAAAACAUAAAUGAUAAUAUUUGGUCUUCAUUGUACCUCACUAAAGCUCGAGCAUCAUUUGCUCAAGAACGCGUAAUUUUGGAUGAACAAAUUCGUUUUUCAUCUAAAACAACGAUGAAUAAUCUGUAUCUUAUUCCAUUACUGUAUCGUAUAUCAUCUGUUGAAAGUCAUGCAUUAAUUAGUCGACUACGUCGAACACUGCUAGCUGUUGUAAGAGCGCAUCCGAUUUUAUGUACAGCAGUUGAUUUUAAUACAAAUGGUAAACUAAUACAGUAUCGUAGUGAUAUUGAUGAUCACCAAUCUUUUGGCUUCACAGUAACAGAACUUCAUAAUGACAAUGAAUUGGAUGAUAAGAUUGAAGAAAUUAUGAGGGACUCGGACUUGUUUGAUUUGGAAAAAGGCAGGGUUAUGCAUUGCCAUAUUAUUCGACAACAUCACCGUCAUCAUUUGACAUCGCAGAAUGAUGACCUGUUGACAUCUGAUGAUUUGUUAGUUAUUUGUCUUCAUCAUUCUGCGAUAGAUGGAUAUUCAAUACCACUGUUAUUAUGUGAUUUAUCUAAUGCUUAUAGAAACGACUGUUCAUUACCUAUGAAUGAGAAUACAUUGCAAUACAUUGAUUAUUCUGUACAUGAACGUCUGAUAGAUAUGACAGCAUCGCGCAAGUUUUGGCAUUCACAACUCGAAGGAUAUAAUUUCGAACGACGCUUACCAUUGCCAUUCGAUCGAUGCCGUUUAUCGACUGAGCAUCAUUCAACAGCUGGCGUUACAAAUGAGAUUAUUUUUGAUGAUGCCGAUACUACGACAGAAUUUCUUACAUUUGCAUCCGUGCAUCAAGUUACACUUUAUCAGUUAGCGUUAGCUACUUUUUAUGCAUUUUUAUUCAAACUAAUUCAUGGUGAAAGUGAUAUAUGCAUUGCUUCUUUAGAUGCCAAUCGUUACAAACCUGAAUUACAGAAUAUGAUCGGAAUGUUUGUUGCAACAUUACCCUAUCGUGUACAAGUUGAUUCUCAGUGGUCAUUUAAAGAACUUGUGAAGCAUGUGCAACAAAAAUACACAUCAAUUUGUGAACAUACCCAUUAUCCAUUGCAAGAUAUUCUUGCUGAUUUUCAUCACAAUCAGUUAAACACAUCUUUUCUUCGAACAUUUUUCGAAUUUAACACCGAAAAAGGAGAAUUAGAUCAAUUAAACUUGUUGGAUACAAGUUUAGAGAAAGUAUCUCUUCCAAUUUCAUCGUUUCAAUCCGCUCUAUUUGAUUUCGAAGUAAUUUUUUUAUACGAUUCAGCAUUAAAUAGUGGAAAAUUAUCAUGUCUUGUGAAUUUUUCACUUGAUUGCUUUAAUGAAACUACAAUAAAGACAAUAACAAAACGAUUUGAACAUUUUUAUUCGCAGUUAUUUACGAUAAAUUCCAACAGUAUCACUACCAAUGCAUAUCUUUCACCUAUUAGGGAACUAUCUGCUAUAUUGCCAGAAGAGCUUAAAGAAAUACAAGGAGCAAUGUUUCAUAGAUUAUCUGGUAUUACCAAUAAAGCGCCAAUAUCAUAUGCCCAAACUCGUCUGUUGUUGAACAGACAAAGACAUUUUCAUCCUGAUCACUUAUACGCUGGUAUCUUUAAUUUACCUUAUACAUAUCGAUGUUCAUCAAGUGACACUUUGUCAAUUAUUCAGCUUCAAAAAUCAUUACAACAACUGGUAUACAAACAUCAAUCACUUCGUACAUCGCUCGUAUUUGAUACAGAAAGCAAUAUUCUUACGCAACAAAUCAUUGAUAUGAACAAUAAUGACAAUAACAAAUUGUUUGCAUUUGUUGAAAGCAUUUUUGAAGCAAAUGAAGAAUUAAAUCAGAUUAUUUACAAUGAAAAGUAUAAUUCUGAACUUUUCAACCUUUCUCAAGGUCAAGUGUUUCGGUGUCGUGCUGUUUAUUAUAAGCAAAUUCCUACAAAUUUCCUAAUUUCUGACAAAGAUAUAAUUAUUUUCAAUUUUCAUCCUGCUUUUUUUGAUCUGCAAUCAAUGAACAUAUUUCUCCAUGAUCUUAAUCGAGCAUACUUUACAAAUGAACUGUCAUGCGAUGAUGAUAAUAAUCUACGCUAUCUCGAUUAUGCUAUCACUGAAAGACAAAUGCCAAUGACUGAUGCGAGUAUGUUUUGGCUUGAUACACUUCAUGGUUAUAAUUUGGAUCAGUCAUUAUCAUUACCAUUUGAUCGAUGUCUUCUUCCAAAUGAACAUCGAACAUACCGUGGAAUAUAUGUAUCUUUUGAUUUUAACAAAGAUCUUUCGAAUCAUUUUAUUAAUUAUAGUUCAUCAAAUGGUAUUAUGCCUAUAAACGUAGCACUAACUAUCUACUAUAUCUUUUUGUUCAAAUUGACUAAUAGAGAAAGAGAUUUAUGUAUUGGAAUGAAUACGGAUAUUCGGUGGAAAGAAGAGUUAAAGACAGUCAUCGGGUUGUUUGAGAAUAUCAUUCCAUUGCGAUGUAAGCUGAAUCCUCAUUGGUCUUUGCAUCAACUUAUAACGUAUGUUCAAGAAAUGAUAACAAACAGUUUAGAGUAUUCUUAUUUUCCGCUUCAACGUAUUCUUCAUAAAAAUCUGCACAUUUCAAAAUGUUCAUUUCUCGAUAUAUUCUUCAAUUUUCGAGUUAAUGAAAACAAAACAAUGAUUAGAGAUGUUCAACAUUGUGUUGUGCCUGUGUCAUACCAGAUUAAUACAGAUGAAAUCAUGACUGAUUUCAAGUUUGGUGUUGAUAUUUAUCAUGAUCCCAAUAUUAAUCAACUUUCAUGCACAAUUAAUGCAUCGCUUGAUUUAUUUGAUGUAGAAACAGUUGUGCAGAUUGCACAGCGAUUUCAUUCAAUAAUAGAACAAGUAUNAGAUGCCAAUCGUUACAAACCUGAAUUACAGAAUAUGAUCGGAAUGUUUGUUGCAACAUUACCCUAUCGUGUACAAGUUGAUUCUCAGUGGUCAUUUAAAGAACUUGUCAAGCAUGUGCAACAAAAAUACACAUCAAUUUGUGAACAUACUCAUUAUCCAUUGCAAGAUAUUCUUGCUGAUUUUCAUCACAAUCAGUUAAACACAUCUUUUCUUCAAACAUUUUUCGAAUUUAAUACCGAAAAGGGAGAAUUAGAUCAAUUAAACUUGUUGGAUACAAGUUUAGACAAAGUGUCUCUUCCAAUUUCAUCGUUUCAAUACGCUAUAUUUGAUUUCGAAGUAAUUUUUUUAUACGAUUCAACAUUAGAUAGUGGAAAAUUAUCAUGUCUUAUGAAUUUUUCACUUGAUUGCUUUAAUGAAACUACAUUAAAGACAAUAACAAAACGAUUUGAACAGUUUUAUUCGCAAUUAUUUACGAUAAAUUCCAACAGUAUCACUACCAAUGAAUAUCUUUUACCUAUUAGGGAACUAUCUAUUAUACUGCCAGAAGAACUUGAAGAAAUACAAGGAGCAAUGUUUUAUAGAUUAUCUGGUAUUGUCAAUAAAGCACCAAUAUCAUAUGCCCAAUCCCGUCUGUUGUUAAACAAACAAAGACAUUUUGAUCUUCAUCACUCAUACGCUGGUAUCCUUAAUUUGCCUUAUACAUAUCGAUGUUCAUCAAGUGACACUUUGUCAAUUAUUCAAUUGCAAAAAUCAUUGCAACAGCUUGUAUACAAACAUCAAUCACUUCGUACAUCACUCGUAUUUCAUAAAGAAAACAAUAUUUUUAUGCAACAAAUCAUUGAUAUGAACAAGAAUGACAAUGACAAAUUGUUUGCAUUUGUUGAAAGCACUUUUGAAGCAAAUGAACAAUUAAAUCAGAUUAUUCACAAUGAAAAAUAUAAUUCUCAACUUUUCAACCUUUCUCAAGGCCAAGUGUUUCGCUGUCAUGUUGUUUAUUACAAACAAAUUCCUACAAAUGACUUAAUUUCUGACAAAGAUAUAGUCAUUUUCAAUUUUCAUCCUGCUUUUUUUGAUCUUCAAUCAAUGAACAUAUUCCUCCAUGAUCUUGAUCGAGCAUACUUUACAGGUCAACUGUCAAGCGAUGAUCAUAAUAAUCUACGUUAUCUCGAUUAUGCUAUCACUGAACGACAAAUGCCAAUGACUAAUACCAGUAUGUUUUGGCUUGAUACACUUCAUGAUUAUAAUUUGGAUCAGUUAUUAUCAUUACCAUUUGAUCGAUAUCUUCUUCCAAAUGAACAUCGAACAUACCGCGGAAUAUAUGUGUCUUUUGAUUUUAACAAAGAUCUUACGUAUCAUUUUAUUAAUUAUAGUUCAUCAAAUGGUAUUAUGCCUAUAACCGUAGCACUAGCUAUCUACUAUGUCUUUUUAUUCAAAUUGACUAAUGGAGAAAGAGAUUUAUGUAUUGGAAUGAAUACGGAUAUUCGGUGGAAAGACGAGUUAAAGACAAUCAUUGGGCUGUUUGAGAAUAUCAUUCCAUUGCGAUGUAAACUGAAUCCUCAUUGGUCUUUUUAUCAACUUAUAAAGUAUGUUCAAGACAUGAUAACAAAUAGUUUAGAGUAUUCUUAUUUUCCGCUUCAACGUAUUCUUCAUCAACAUCUACAUAUUUCAAAAUGUUCAUUUCUCGAUAUAUUCUUCAAUUUUCGAGUUAAUGAAAAUAAAAUGAUGAUUAGAGAUGUUCAACAUUGUGUUGUGCCUGUGUCAUACCAGAUUAAUGCAGAUGAAAUCAUGACUGAUUUCAACUUUGGUGUUGAUAUUUAUCAUGAUCCCAAUAUUAAUCAACUUUCAUGCACAAUUAAUGCAUCGCUUGAUUUAUUUGAUGUAGAAACAGUUGUGCAGAUUGCACAGCGAUUUCAUUCAAUAAUAGAACAAGUAUUUAAUGAAACAGAUGAUCGAAUAGAAAAAUCAAUCUUUGAAUUAUCGUUAAUAUUACCAGAUGAAAGAAUUUUAAAAGAAACAAUAAAUAAUACACGAAUGGUAUUUUCUUCUGCAUCUUUCAUUCAUCAUGAAUUUGCAUAUCAAGUAAUGAAAUAUCCACAAAAACUAGCUCUUGAACUUGAUGAUCAAUGUUUGACAUACUGCGAACUAUUAUAUUAUGCUCAAGUAUUAUCGUCCAAUCUUGUGAAUGAACAUAAUGUUGUUCCGGGUGACGUUAUCUGUCAAUGUGUAGAUCGAAGUUUAUCAGUGGUAAUUGGAAUGCUGUCAAUUGUGAUGUGUGGUAGUAUUUAUUGCCCAUUACCACCUCAUGAUUCGGAAGAUCGUAUGCAUUUAUUAUUACAAAACAUUCAAACUCGUCUUGUUCUUGUUCAUUAUAUGACAAAAUCUAAGUUUAAUGAUAACAUUAUUUCGCUUGAUAUUGAUUCCGUAUUAACUAAUAAAAAUAUUGACUAUAUAAUUCAUACAAAAGUAUCGAAUGACAUACCAAAAUCAAUUCAAAUUCAACAUUAUAAUUUUAUUACACAUAUUAAUUCUCUUACUCAUAUAGAUAUUCUUACAAAUAAAGAUACAAUCAUACAAAUGUCAUGUACUUCUAACAACGCACAUAUACCAGAAAUCUUAGGUGCCCUUUUAGUUGGAUCUGCUGUUAUAAUGCUACAUCCACAAGGUAAUAAAGAUAUUAUAUAUAUUUCAAACGUAUUACAACAAAAACAAGUUUCCUAUAUGCAAACUGUUCCAGAAUAUCUCAAAUAUAUAUUAGAAUUUGUACUAAAAUAUGAUUGUCUAAAGUUUAAUACGCUGCGAAAGAUAAAUAUUAGAAAUAACAUUAAUACAAUUCAGUCAAUUGAGAAAUUAUACAAUAAUUUGUGCAAGAACGUUCAUAUGUGGACUUCAUAUGGUUCAACAGAAACAGCGAUUGACUUCAUGUAUCAUUCUGUCGAUAUAAAUGAUAAAAAAACUAUUCUUCCAAUUAGAUAUCCACUUCCUAAUUAUAAAUGUAUCAUUCUUGAUGAAUUCUUACAAUCUGUGACAACCGGACAAAUAGGCGAAUUAUUUGUAAGAGGUGCAGGUACCUUCGCUGCUUAUCUUGGACACAAUGAUUUGACAAAAAGAGUAUUUGUUGAUAUUGAUCAUGAAUUAUUCUUUCGAACAGGUGAUCUUGCUCGAAUGGAUAAUAAAGGUCUUCUUUAUUAUAAAGCAAAAAAAGAUCAUCAAAGUAAACUACAUGGACAUUAUAUUGAUCUUAGUGAAAUUGAACAAUGUUUAUUUGAACACACAUUUGUCUCUGCAUGUGUUGUAAUUAUAUUGGAUGAUAAUUGUUUAGUUGCUUACAUUCAAAGUUCUGAUAUUGAUGAGAAUCAACUACGCGAACGUUGUCAAUCACGUUUGCCAUCCCAUAUGAUUCCAUCAGUAUUUGUUAUACUCGAACAAUUACCAUUAAAUGAAAAUGGAAAAAUAGAUCGAAAACUUCUACCCAAACAUCCCUUAUCUGCGAUGAUGAAUGUCAACCAAUCUAAUUUAUUAGUAUUAACACCACUUGAAAAAUCUUUGCGAUGUAUUUUUAGCAAAGUAUUUAAUAAUGAAUUACUAGAUGUAAAUACGCCGUUUGGAGAAAUAGGUGGUACAUCAUUGAAUGUGCUGCAUAUGAUCCGUCUUAUUCGUUACCAAAUUGGUGUUGAAAUUGAUCCUAAUCUCGUAUUUAAUUAUCCAUCAGUUCGACAGCUUGCACACGCGAUCAAACCAUUAUUAUCGUUAAACGAUGAAUUAUCAAUUAUAUCAGAGACCUCAUCAUCGACUGUAGAUCUAUUCGUGUAA